AUGAAUGAAAGUGCAUCACCAAGUUGCUUUGUUGCUACUUAUUCUUAUCUAAUUCGUAAGAUUCGAGAAUUUAAUUUGUUUUCUUCGAACCCAUUUUGGACACCAUCAUUGAAUCUUUCUGAACAAAUUCUCAGUACACGACUAUUUCUACUUUUUCUCUUCAUCUCUCUUCUAUCGGUUAUUACUUACACGAGUCUUAUCAUUCGAACACAUAGUAUAACUCUCGACAAGUUUACCCGUGAUGACUUCGAACAACUUCAAUCACAAUAUCCCACAACGAUCAAUGUUCCUUGCACACAAGCUGCUAAUCCAUAUUACAAAUUUACUCAAUUAUCAGCAAGAUUCCAUCCCGUGUGCUCAAGUCCGUUUGUUGAAACUCAGUGGAUCUCUUCUCUUUUCCUUCCGAAUCAAACUUUUGACAACGCACUCGACUUUCGAACGUUCAGCUUCGCACAAUUUCAAUCACUUGCAUUACUUUGCCAGAUAGCUAUUCAAGCUGUCAAUGACGGUCUUCGAACGUUCAAUUCGACUCAUUUAGUAACCGGGCAAGUUUUUUCUCGUGCGGAAUUCAACGAAAUAGUUGAUGUCGUUACAAGUAAUUUCCAAGCGAAUUUAAUUGAGAAUGAAAAUCGAACAGCAAAUGCUAUUCAUUCUUCUAUAACUCAAAGUGGUUUCAUGUCAGCAUUACGAACGAACUAUUUCUUUCAAUCGAAAAAUUCUCGCGAUAGUUUUCUUAUCUACAGUGAAUUGUAUCUACGAAAAGAUUCCAAAGCAUCGUGCAACUGUCGACUAGAGGAAAAUCAAUGUACUCACCCGGCAUAUCUCUUUCCCAAUGCGACAUUGGCAAAAUUCGACAAGUUAUCCAUGUCUGAUGCAACUGCUGGAAUUAAAAUGCCAGGUCUGAUGGCUGGGUGUCUACCAAUGGAAUCACUUCGACGAUCAACCUUGGAAUGCCUUUAUGACCAAGCUUGUAUUGACUUAUUAGCCGUUCAGCCGAACAUAUCUCGACCGGGACCUUUAACGAAAUCCGAGAAGUUUCCAGUGAAUUUAACAGUCGGUACAAUGUUUGAUGAAUCGUUGUUUAUUGAAUCAUGGGAAAAUCGAACGAGCUUUGAAGAUUACUUUACACUUUGUGCACCACGAUCAUUGACCUACACUUACGAAGGUCGAUUCCGGCUGGCCGCCCUCGUGGCAAUGUCAAUCAGUGCUUUUGGUGGUCUAGUCGUCCUAUGGGAUUUAGUGACACCGGUGUUUGUGAAAAUUUGGUAUCUACUUAAACCAAAAGACAAACCAUCGACGCAUUCAUCUGAGAAAACGCCAUCGAUAUCCAAAAAAAGAGCUUUCACAUCAUAUGUUCGACGACGAAUCCAAACUUUCAACUUAUUUCCACCCGAUGAUGAGAAUGACAUUGAAGAGGAAAGAGUCGGAAUUAUUAGUACUCGUCUCUACAUUUUCUUCCUUCUUUUCGGCUUAAUCAUUCUUGGUUUUUACACUUCAUUUGUUCAACGUACACAAACUUAUACUACAACUUCACCGACCAUAUUUGAGUACAAACAAUUACGCGCUCGUCACUCCUCAACAUUAGUAUGCACAUGUUCACGUUUCUCGAUGUCCUAUGGACGUUUUAUGUCUAUCUCACCUCAAUAUCAUCCCAUUUGUUCGAGCAAAUUCAUCACAAAAACUUGGUUAUCUUAUUUCGAACUGUUUGAAGUUAAUCUAAAUUCCACGUUCUUCAUCGGUCGAGACUUUCGUAUCAGUGGUCAAUCAUUUUUCACCAUCAUGCGUGCUCUUUGUCAAACAGCAAAAGAAACCGUUGAGCACGCAAUUCGUUCGUUUUAUUCACGUCGGUUCGUCACCGUCAAUAUCUUAUCCAACAAAAGAUUUCAAGAUCAAACAAAACAACGUCUAAAGCAAUUCGAACAAGAAACUAAAGCGUACUAUGUCAAUCUUCCAGAAUUACUCCGUUCGUCAUUUCAUAUCAAUCAUUUAAUUACAAGUUCGCUAACAAGUGCUGCAUUCUCAUCGAUCUUUGAUAAUCAAACGUCGCAAUGGAUGCCAACCUUUUACUCGCAAGAUAUUUACAAUAGUUCAUGCUCAUGUGCAAUCUCAUCUCAAUGCGUUCGAUCGCAAGGUUUUUACCUUCAAAACGAUAACGAUAAUCUCCAUCCAAAAGUUAUCAUUCCAGGAUUGUAUCACGGUUGUUAUACGAUCGAUUCGAUAUAUUUAUCCAACUUGGAAUGCUUGUUCGAUAAGAUGUGUCUUCAAUUGUUAAUUGAUAUGUAUCACUACGAUGUAGGUGAUCUACUUCAACCGUUAGAUGCGCAAAUUCGCGCGAUUGAAUCAUUGAAAUCGGAAGAAAGUGGAUUUGCGCCUAAUACAACUAUCGGAACUCUAGUCUCACAAUUAUUCAUUGAAGACUGGGGAACAUCAGGAAAUUACACGGCUUAUUUCGAAAGAUGCUUACCGAAAGAGUGUACUUAUAGUUUAGUUGGACGGUUCGAUUGGACGUAUAUGAUCGCGACAAUGCUGGGUUUCUAUGGUGGAUUAGGUGCUAUUUUAGAUAUUAUUUUACCGCAUAUUGUUAGAUUUCUCAGACGACGAUGGAAAAAUCGACGAACGGUAACACCAGGUAAGUNAGACUGGGGAACAUCAGGAAAUUACACGGCUUAUUUCGAAAGAUGCUUACCGAAAGAGUGUACUUAUAGUUUAGUUGGACGGUUCGAUUGGACGUAUAUGAUCGCGACAAUGCUGGGUUUCUAUGGUGGAUUAGGUGCUAUUUUAGAUAUUAUUUUACCGCAUAUUGUUAGAUUUCUCAGACGACGAUGGAAAAAUCGACGAACGGUAACACCAGAUCAACAAGUUACUUCGUCUUCGUUUUGUCAAUCAAUACGAUCAAUGAAUCUCUUCUCUAGUAAAGAAAGUUCGACAAAUGUACAAAUGAAACGCGAAGAAAUCAUUGUAACUCGAAUGUACAUGGUUGUCUUUAUUCUCAGUCUUAUCGCUGUUCUUCUCUAUGCUGGUCCAUUUACAGAAGAAACUCAAACAACAGUGAUCAAUUCACCAACAUCGGACAUUGUCAAUCAUCUUCAUUCGCGGAAUAUUUCAACAUUGUCAUGUCCAUGUUCGACUGCAGCUGUUCGAUAUUCGAAAUUCUUGUCGAUUACACCUGAGUACAAUUCAAUAUGUUCGAGUGAUUAUGUGAAACCAUCCUAUUUGAUUAGUCUCGUUGAAAAGAAGGAUCCGAUUUCUAUCCAAAUCGCAACUCAUUAUAGUAUUCUAUCAUCUCUUUGUCACCAAGCUCAACGUAUUGUCAAACGCACGCUCGAUACGUUUUCGUCUCGUGAAUUGGUCAGCGCAGAAGCCAUGGCCAACCAAGCAUUUCUCACUCAAGUAGAAUCACUUCAAUCGACGAUUAUUUCUCAGAUGCCUGCUGAUUAUCGCCGAACGAUAACAUUAAUUACUCGUUCGUUUGGCGUCAAUCAUCUAUUGAAUGUUUUUACGAAGAAUUGGAGACUUCAGUAUACCGAUGAAAGUGAAAACUAUGUUAUGAAAACUUAUCCUUAUCGUUUUCCCUCAUCAAACUGCACAUGUGCUCUGUCAUAUGACUGCACCGAAGAAGUUCUCGAGAAUAUCGUUAGUGGAUGUUUUCCGUUCGAUGGAUUUCGCUUAUCAAAAUUAGAUGAUAAUAACAUGACAUAUGGUGAUUUAAGUGAACAACUUUUUGUUGAAACAUGGAAAAAUCGUAGUAAUUACACAGCGUAUUUUCAGGCAUGUCGUCCGUUGGAAUGCCGUUACACAUUACCUGAUAGAAACAAUCCAACACGGAUGUUAAUGACAACUCUGGGAAUCUAUGGAGGUAAAAAUCGACUAGAUUUAGUGCAGGAUAUAAUCGAUUUUGUUUCAGGUUUAUCAUUAGCUAUGCGUUUGAUAUUCGGUCAAUCUUUAGAAUCAUACCGGUGGUGGUCAGGAAGACACAGUAAACCACAAGCUGAGUUAUGGUUUCCUAACCCGAUGACAGCGUGA
Molecule: messenger RNA, 4023 nt
Organism: Adineta ricciae
Lineage: Eukaryota; Metazoa; Rotifera; Eurotatoria; Adinetida; Adinetidae
Source: the annotation of a GenBank genome assembly